Molecule: messenger RNA, 1862 nt
Organism: Prunus mume (Japanese apricot)
Lineage: Eukaryota; Viridiplantae; Streptophyta; Magnoliopsida; Rosales; Rosaceae
Gene: MGT9
Product: magnesium transporter 9
Biological process (GO): transmembrane transport; magnesium ion transport
Cellular component (GO): membrane
Molecular function (GO): magnesium ion transmembrane transporter activity
Source: RefSeq, a predicted model, not a curated record
AUGAACCCUAAACAUAAACGCAACCCACAGCCCAAACUGCUUUUUCUCUCCCAACAAACACGACUGCCCCAAUACAAAUCCCUAAUAAUCCAAUCCCCAAAAUUAACAAUCACACAAAAACGAAAAUACUAAUAAAAUAUUGAAUAAACAUAAACAACUCACCGCCCCUGGCUUUUCUCACGCCAAGUUCUUCACUUCCCAUUAAAAUUCUCAAUGAUACAAACUAAAUUGUAUUAUAAUUGAGAUUAGGAGUUGUUGGUUUUGUUGAAAAUUGAGUGUGAGGGAUGUGAGUGAGAUUGGGUUUCGGGGAUGGUCAGAUAUGGCUCGAGACGGGGAAGUGGUGCCGGUGGACCCACAAGCGGUGGUGGCCGUGAAGAAGAAGUCGUCUCGGAGUUGGGUUUUGCUGGACUGUACGGGAAAAGCUACAGUCUUGGACGUGGACAAGUAUGCCAUCAUGCACAGAGUACACAUUCACGCUCGCGAUCUUCGCAUUGUCGAUCCUUUGCUUUCUUACCCUUCCACCAUUCUCGGCCGCGACAGGGCUAUAGUUCUCAAUUUGGAGCAUAUUAAAGCAAUAAUCACUGCUGAAGAGGUGCUGCUUCGGGAUCCAGUGGAUGAAAAUGUUAUCCCUGUUGUUGAAGAGCUUCAAAGACGGUUGCCUCCUGUAAAUGCCAUACAUGAAAACCAAAAAGUAGAUGCCGGUGAAGAAGAUGAGUCUCCAUUUGAGUUCCGGGCCUUGGAGGUAGCUUUGGAAGCAAUUUGCAGUUAUCUUUCUGCACGUACUACAGAACUGGAGACUGCUGCUUAUCCUGCUUUAGAUGAGCUUACCUCAAAGAUUAGCAGCCGCAAUUUGGACAGGGUUCGUAAAUUGAAGAGUGCAAUGACAAGGUUGACUGCUCGCGUACAAAAGGUAAGGGAUGAGCUUGAACAGCUGUUGGAUGAUGACGAUGAUAUGGCUGACCUUUACUUGUCAAGAAAGUUGGCUGGUGCAUCUUCACCAGUUAGUGUCUCUGGUCCUCCCAAUUGGUAUCCUGCCUCCCCUACCAUAGGCUCAAAAAUAUCUCGGGCAAGUAGAGCAAGCAUCGCCACUGUUCGUGGAGAUGAGAAUGACGUUGAGGAACUUGAAAUGUUACUUGAGGCUUAUUUUAUGCAGAUUGAUGGCACCUUGAACAAAUUAGCUACGCUGCGUGAAUAUAUUGAUGAUACAGAGGAUUAUAUCAAUAUUCAGCUUGAUAACCACAGGAAUCAGCUGAUUCAGCUUGAGCUUUUUCUCAGUGCUGGGACUCUAUGUAUGGCCAUAUUUUCAUUGGUGGCUGGAAUUUUUGGCAUGAAUAUCCCUUAUACGUGGAAUAAUGGUUACGGAUACAUGUUCAAAUGGGUUUGCAUUGUCACGGGAAUAGUCUGUGCUUGUGUGUUCAUAAUUAUCAUGUCAUAUGCUCGCUUCAAGGGGUUGGUCGGGUCGUGAACUUUAUGAAGGAAUUCUGAGAUUGACCUUUUGGAUCGUCUGAGAAAUAGUGUCAAGGGUUUUUAGCAAAUAUGUGAAGGAAUUUUGAUAAUUCUUUUGCCCUUAAAGACUGUCGAUGAUGGCUGUUAGGGUUGAAGAGGGAAAAGUCUCACUGUGGGAAAUUUUAAAUCGGAUCAGAUCUGGCAGCAGCCUUUCUAAUCCAAGGAUAUUGCAAAGUUUUAUAAUUGUGAACAACUUGAUUAACUGGAUUCAGUCACCAACAGACUGUAAAACCAAUUACAGAAUGAAUACAUAUUUCUUGGUUUUAGUUCAUAAUUCUGGUUCUGUUACACACAAGUAUUCAAUCAAACAUACAAUACUGUACCUGUACUCAGAAUUUAAUGCAUUCUUCAAAUUG